AUGGCAAGUGGUGACAUUACCAGGGCAGAAUCCAUAGAUAUAACAACUGGAGAUGACCCAUAUAGUCCCAAUGAAUUACGACAAAGAAAAUCUCUCAGUAAAUAUGGAUCUGGAUCUGGUUCAGAACCACCUAAAGAUGAUGGUUUAUUUUGUGUCACAGAUGAUCAUACUUAUGGUGCUUUUGCUCAGGGAAGAGAUUAUGAACCGAUAUAUAUCACCCAUAAAUAUACAACUGAAGAAAGGAAAGCAUUGGCAACAUUUGAAAGUUUGGAUUAUCUCCCUUCCAAUAGUGAAGCUUAUAAACAAUGGUUAAAGAGGAAGAGGGUAUCAAGGUUAGAAAUGGAUAGAUGGUUUAUGAUGGGUAUGAUAGGAUUUUCUGUUGGUUUAGUAGGUUUUUUACUUCAUCAGAUAAUAGAAAUAAUAUCAGAUGUAAAAUGGGAUAAUGUUUCAAAAUUAAUUGCUGAGGGUGAUAUGGCCUUGGCAUGGCUAUUUGCUGUUGGUUUUAGUAUAUUAUUUAUUGUUAGUAGUGCUGCUCUUGUUGUG
This is a messenger RNA of Lottia gigantea (owl limpet), 543 nucleotides long. RefSeq lists its product as hypothetical. The annotation marks the transcript as partial. The record is from RefSeq and is a predicted model, not a curated record. The transcript is spliced from 4 exons. Gene Ontology annotation, cellular component: intracellular membrane-bounded organelle. Gene Ontology annotation, molecular function: chloride transmembrane transporter activity. Lineage: Eukaryota; Metazoa; Mollusca; Gastropoda; Lottiidae.